UAGCUUUUGCCUUUAAAGUAUAGCUCCUAUUUAAAACGCGCUUUAGUCACAAUUCGAAUUUCGCCAGCAACACAGUAAACAGCAGGAGAGAAGCGCGACACAGAUUGAACAAUUGAAUACGCCUUGCAGAUUACACACGGAACCUGUCCGUGAGUCAGUGUCAGAGUGUCAGAAGAGUUUUCUUCCGAAGUGCGAGAAGUGCGUGAAGUCCGAGGCGGUGAAGUGUUACACAGAGAAUGUCCCAGACCCUGGACGAUCUGCUCUUGCGGCAGGAGCAUGCCCGACAAUUGCGUCAGGUGAAUCGCUCCAAAUUUCGUCGCAUCAAUUCCCUGGACCUCAUACCGGAGCAUCCCAGUCAAGACGAAUCGGAGAAUGAGGAUGGUGGUGCUGCCGCUGCUGCUGCACCGCACAAACAUUUUGUGGCACUGCGUCGCCAGCGCACCGCCGAUGGCAGUCUGCUGCGCAGCCACUCCCAGUCCCAGUUGCCCUCCCAGGAGCGUCCGCUGGGCACUCGCAUGCUGCUCUUUGGACCCCAGCUGCUGAUGCGCUGCCUGCUGACGCUGCUCCGCUACAUCCUCUACAUUCCACUGUCCAUAGCGGCGCCCAGUUUCUGGCUGUCGGCGCUGCUCUGGAUCUUCUGGAAGCUGCUGCGAGUGCCCAUUGGCAUGGUCAAGUGGCUGCUCAGCGGCGACGAGGACGUGGCCACGCCGCAGCGCCAACGGACGAUACUCCUCAGCUGUGGCAGCACCAUUCAGACCCUCCACUUGGCCCGCAACUUCUACGGCUCUGGGGCACGCGUUGUGGUCUUCGAGUUCGAGGGACUCUUCGGCCUGGCCCGCUUCUCCACGGCCGUGGACAAGUUCUAUGUGGUGCCACGGCCCACCAGCAGCAACGCGGACCAGUACAUUGCCGCCUUGUGCCACAUUGUGAAGAAGGAGCGUCCGGCCGUGUAUGUGCCGGUGUGUGCCACGAGUCCCGCCUACUACGAUGCCCUGGCCAAGCCCCACCUGGAGGUGCUCGGCUGUGCCAGCUUUGUGCCCAGCGUGCAGGAGACUCAACAGCUGGACGACUGUCUGCAGCUGUUCCAGCGCUGCGAGUCGCAGCAGAUGCCACUGCCCGCCCAUGUGGUGCUCACGGCACCGCGCCAGCUGCAGCAGAUCUACGAGAGCGGAUUCGUGGGCAGCUACCGCAACAUCCUGAUGGCCGCCGGCAUGCAGGGAGUGCUGGAGCGGCACAAGUACAUUCUGCCCAAUCGCAGGGCGGAGCUAAAGUUCAGCCAGCACGAGAUAAGCGAGCGGCAGCCCUGGCUGGUGGUCAGAGAUCAGCCCGGCUAUCACCACUACGUGACCUGCACCACCGUCAAGGACUCCCGCGUGGUGGCCAAUGUCAGUUGCCGGGUGGAGCAUCACACCAAGAACCUGGUGCCCUGCCGCCGCGACGACGAGGCCCAGAUCGAGCUCUGGCUGCGCUCCUUCUUCGCCAAGGUGCGCUUCCAGCGCAGCAUCAAUGGCCACAUCAGCUUUCGGCUGGUCAAGUCGCCCGCCCAUGGCGGACAGUUUGUGCCGCUGGGCACGAGGCUGGGCGUGGCCCUGCCCUACAUCUGCCACAAUCGCUCGCACGCGCAGCUGCUGUGCCGCGCGAUGAAGUGCAUCCAUAGGCGGGGCCUGCCCGAGGACGAGCUGACCAACUGGAGCUGGUCCUCGCUGGAGCGCAGCACCUCGACCACGGCGCUGGACAAGCGCGAGGCAUUGUUUGCCUACUGGGAUCCUCUGCCAUAUUGCGCCUACUAUCACUUCCAGCUACCGCUGGAGUCCGUCAAGCUGUUGCAGCGCCGGAAUCGCGAUCGCGCCACAACCAAAAGUUUAUCGCCCCGCAUCACGGUGCCGGUUCAUUGAACGAUCGGUCCACGGGCGGACAACACAUCGGGCGGAGACGGGGGGGAC
This is a messenger RNA of Drosophila subobscura, 1943 nucleotides long. RefSeq lists its product as uncharacterized. The record is from RefSeq and is a predicted model, not a curated record. NCBI's taxonomy places the organism in Eukaryota, Metazoa, Arthropoda, Insecta, Diptera, Drosophilidae.